UCGCUUGCCAUUGGCUGAUUUUCCUUUAGGCAGAAUUUGAAAUAAUGCUGUGUUUUAACGUUUGUUAGCUGGCAUGUCUCAGACCCGAUCACGUACUAACUGGAUUUGCUUUGCACAAAACGUUGAUUACAAUUCCGUAACAUGUAGUUUGUUUCGAAUCGCGUUUUUAUUGUCUUAAAAAAAUGGCUGAAGCGGUAACUUCAGCACAACGGGGACUGCUGUAUAUCAGUCCGGGGAAGAAAGUUGAUGCUAAUAAGGAGAACGACGUUCCAGUUUUGAGUCUCAUUCAGUUUUCAAAGCCACCUUUUGUGUCUUUCGGUACUGUAAAGUUGGGGACCUCGAAAUCCGCUGUUUUGCAAAUUGAGAACCCGAUUGAGGAUGUAGAAGCGGAGGUUACAAUCGAAAAGAUUCCGUCAAAUAAAGGUUUUUCUGUGGACCAGAACACGUUUACGAUCCAGCCUCUGAGCUCAUUCACCUUGAGAAUAAGCUGGACCCCAACAGAAGAAGGUGGCAUCAGAGAGGUGAUCUCGUUCAAUGCGAAUGGAGUUCUUAAACAUCAAGCUGUUCUGCUGGGGAGAGCAGAACCGACAAAAAAGAAAAAGAAGAGCUUAUGGGAUUCGAUCAAACACAAGAGAGGGAUGGAAAAAACACAAACGCCAUCAACAAGAACGGCGUGUCCACGGAAGAUGGCAGGAAACAAAACCUUCCAGGUGUCGCGGCAGUCGCAGUAUAAGCGGGAAAAGGUGCGCAGCCCGCUUGCUUCGCUCAACAAGGGCAACGGCGUCAUGAAGGAAAACCUGCUUCAAGAUCGCUGCUUGGAACUAGUGGACAAGAACGCGUCGAAUUCGGGUCGACGGUCCGUUGUCUUGUCGGAACAGGGAAACGUUUCUCCAGAAAGGAAGAACUCGCCUGUCGUUCUACUUGUCCCGACUACAAAGGUCGUCCACGCUGGCCCUGAUGGCAUCACAGAAAAUCCUAAAAACAACGAACUGACUAAAUUGUUUGACAGGACUCUGUCUCCAAUCGGUACGCCAGAGAUGUUCAAGAAACUGAUGCCUCGUAUUGAGUCCGGCAGCCCGCUUCCUGCCCCUGACGGCGACUCAACCGGAUCCUCUCUUCCUUCUUUGAAGGACGCUCUGGUUCUGAUAGACUCGGACCUCGGACAUCUUGACACCAGUCCAAGAAAUACAAGUUCUAGCUGCGAGUUUUCAGAUUCUCUGGAGUCGAAGAGCGAAAACGCGCAGCCUCACGAGCCGAGACUCACGUUUUUCGUCAGCAAAAAGAUUGUUUCAAAGGUGGAGAAGGUUGUAGAAAAGGAAAAGGUAAAGUUUUCUUUCACAUCUGCCACUGUGACCAAAGGCAAAGCGUCUGUGGAGGCCGGCAGUCCUGGAGGGAGGAAAAUCAGGAAGUCACGCCGACGGCUACUGGAGAAAACGCUUGAACUCUCCGACGGUGGCAGCCAGAGCGACUCCGGUCCGGGAACUCCGAGCCUUCCCAUCAUAGAUGCUGAGACGGGAGCUGAACAGUGUGAUGCUGGACAUGAAUUCCUGGAUUUCACCUCCUCCAGCCCCAAUCAAAGUUCUUCCCCUCCAGACCCGGCGAUGUCUCGGUUCUCUGUCACCUCUUCGCCGCUUCACGCUCCUCCUGCUGCCAGCUCCUCCAACUUGUCCCCAGCUGGUUCUUCUCAGGAAGACUUGUUCCCUGUCCAGUUGACAGCGGAAAGCAAGAAGAGGAAGAGUGAGGAGUUCUUGAGAGCCGAUUCCACCAAGAGCGGGGACUCGGGAAUGCUGGAGCGGGUGAAGAGGAGUCGGGUUGUGGUCGGGAAAAUUGAGCCGCCAGCGAUGGUCCAGAGCAGGAACACAAGUCAGCGGGAGAAAGUCACAAACCUGACCCAGUCUGUGAGGACGGCAAAGUCUGCAGCUGCUUCCAAGGCUAAACGUUCGAGCGCCAAAGUCCCAACCAAAAGUGCUUUGGCUCCGAAGGCGUCCGCUUGUCAGGCUGUGAAGAUCUCAAAAGUGGUUGCUGUAGCUCAGUCGAAGCUAAUGUUCAUCAAGCCAAAACAGACGGCUUUGCCGAGACACCCGAUGCCGUUCGCAGCCAAGAACAUGUUCUACGAUGAGCGCUGGAUCGAGAAGCAGGAGAGAGGAUUCUCCUGGUGGCUCAACCACGUCUUGACCCCUGACGACUUCAAGGUCAACACCGAAGUGGCUAAAGUGAGCGCCGUCUCGCUUGCGCUGGGCGUCGGGGAUGACCUCAGCGUUCCCAAAGCGCCCACCAAGGAGGAGAUGUCCUUCAGCACCUACACGGCCAAACGGAAGCUGAACCGCCUGCGCCGCGCCGCCUGCCAGCUGUUCACCUCGGAGGCCGUGGUCAAGGCCAUCCAGAGGCUGGAGCUGGAGGUGGAGGCCCGGCGGCUGCUGGUCCGCAAAGACCGCCACCUCUGGAAGGACGUUGGCGAACGUAAGAAAGUCCUGAACUGGCUGCUGUCAUACAAUCCGCUCUGGUUACGGAUCGGCCUGGAGACUAUUUUCGGGGAGCUGAUCUCCCUGGAGAGCAACAGCGACGUUUUGGGUCUGGCCAUGUUCGUCCUGCAGCGCCUCCUCUGGAACCCGGACAUCGCUGCAGCCUUCAGACACGCCCGGGUGCCUAACCUCUACAAAGACGGCCAUGAGGAGGCGCUGUCCCGCUUCACGCUGAAGAAGCUUCUGCUGCUCGUCUACUUCCUGGACAAAGCCAAAGAAUCCCGUCUGAUCGAACACGACCCGUGUCUGUUCUGCAUCGACGCAGAGUUCAAAGCGAGUAAGGACCUGCUGCUGGCCUUUUCCAGAGACUUCCUGAGCGGAGAGGGCAUCCUGCCCCGCCACCUGGCCUACCUGGGCCUGCCCGUCUCCCACGUCCAGACGCCGCUCGAUGAGUUCAACUUCGCUGUGAAAAAUCUGGCCGUCGAUUUGAAA
This is a messenger RNA of Xiphophorus hellerii (green swordtail), 2954 nucleotides long. RefSeq names its product abnormal spindle-like microcephaly-associated protein homolog. NCBI's taxonomy places the organism in Eukaryota, Metazoa, Chordata, Actinopteri, Cyprinodontiformes, Poeciliidae. The annotation marks the transcript as partial. The transcript has 11 exons. The record is from RefSeq and is a predicted model, not a curated record.